This is a messenger RNA of Amoebophrya sp. A120, 5830 nucleotides long. The record is from the annotation of a GenBank genome assembly. Lineage: Eukaryota; Dinophyceae; Syndiniales; Amoebophryaceae.
CAUGACGCGAGAGGCUUCGCUUACUUUUCUUAUUGCUGCACACGCGAAAGGCCAGACGACAGCUCUGCCCUCCUACAUCCAGCCCAGCCUGCUUGCUCCUUCUAACACCCGCAGCGCCCCCCACUUCAUGCAACAACCCUGCUUACGCAAAAAAACCCUUUUGCCAUCUUUCCCGGCUAUAUAAAUAAAAAACUGACCCUGCUAAAAGUAUGCACGUAUACACUUAAAGCCUUUCGUUUUAGUUCUCCCUCGCCGCAGCCAUGGUGUAUAAAUUUACAGAAAAAGAGUACUUGGCAUAUUUGGCGACAAUUGAAGAGGAUGAGGUUGAUAUUUCGGAUUUUUUUGAAUUGGGAAAACAGCCGCAACACUUAGAUGCUGUGAAAAGGCAGCUCACUACGUUUUUGUUCAAACAGCAAAGGCAAAUAGGUACUUACAAAGUCAAAAGAGCAAAAGAAUUUAGUGCAACAAAACGGACAAGUAGUAAACCCUCUAGACAACAUUGUCGACGUCGAGCAGUUAGACACUGUCGACGUCGAUGCCCGUCAAAUUAGACGCACCGGCCGCUGUGCUUUUUCAUGAUUCAACAUCAGGACCCCCUUUAAUUAUUGAAUGUUAGACUUCAUCAUUUUUUGACGACGAUGGAUGACCGUCGCUGCUGCAAAAAAAUGCUUAACUUUCACGACACAGGACCGUGUAACGAUUUAAGGUGUGUGUGCCUUCAGUGGCAUAAUAGUAAAGCUGGCAACAGAGUCGUUUUUCUUAUCCGCCAAUGAUACAGACACUCCGCAUCUUGUUUUAUCCCCUCCAGUACUUGUUGAAAUAACUUGAAUAGAUCGACACUAUGUCCGGCGUCCCAGGAUCUUCGUCUGCAUCCGCCCCGUCGCAGCACCGGGCCCGGGACGACAGCACGAUGCGAAUUUUGGUUUUCACGGACACGUAUCCUGUGCAAAAGUAUCGUACUCGUAGUAAUUGCAAUCAGGCAUUACAAAUCUCUCUCUUAAGGCAAAUCAGCAUUUACAAAUUUCAGUUUUCAUGCUGAAGAAAUUUGUCAUGCGAAUUAUACUAGUACGAUGCUUUUGCAAUGCAUAACACGCACCUGGGUCACAAGGACCACGACGACGUGCUGGGCAAUGACGCCAUGGAAACGUUUGAAGAGAUUCUGCUCAUCGCAAAGGAGAAUAAGGUAUCCUCUGCAAAAGUAUCGUACUCGUACUAAUUGCUUUUAUGCAUUACAAAUCCAGUUCCUAAGGCAAAUCCGCAUUACAAAUUCAAUUUGUAAUGCUGAGCCAAUUUGUAUUGCAAUUUAUUUUUAUACUAGUACGAUGCUUUUCUUGCAUUUCAUACGAGGUCGACUUCAUCCUCCACUCGGGGGACCUCUUCGACGAAAAUAAGCCGUAUCCACAGUAAAUUUCCUGUACAUAUACAAAUGCGGUUUCUGCAUGACAAAGCUUCUUUUUCAUUCGAUUCAGCAUGACAAGGAGCAUGCUCCAAGUUCAUGAAAUUUGUGAUGCAUUUUGUACAUGUACAGAAAAUUUGUCUUGCAUGAGCCGAGUCGAAAGUGCAUGAACGACACCUUCAAACUCCUAUCCGACUACUGCAUGGGUGACACGCCGGUCCAUUAUUUCCUGAAAAGUAACCGUUCCCAUUCACUUUUCGCAUGCCAAACGCAACAGCUUUUGCAUAUGUUGCAUGACAAAUUGGAAGAUGUUGGGGAUGGUCAAUUUUCAGGGAAUAUCCACAUCCAAGUGUCCCACGUGGACGAGCACGCGUUUUUGGCCCGCGAGGAGGUGAACUUCUACGACCCGAACUACAACAUUGCGAUCCCGAUUUUCAUAUCCUGUGCAAAAGUAUCGUACUCGUAGUAAUUAUUGCGUGUAUGCAUUACAAUUUUUUUGCUCAAGGCAAAUCAGCAUUACAAAUUCAAUUUGUAAUGCUGAGGAAAUUUGUAAUGCGAUUUCUACUAGUACGAUGCUUUUGCAUUCGAUAUUUCAUGAUCCACGGCAACCACGACGAUCCCGGCGGGAUCCACAACCUGUCCGCCAACCACCUGCUCUCCGUGAACCGUCUAGUCAACUACUUCGGCAAUCAGCCGGACGUGGACGACAUCAAGCUCGGCCCAAUUUGCAUCGAGAAAAAAGGCACCAAGCUCGCCCUCUACGGCCUUGGCAACGUGCGGGACGAGCGACUCAACCGCACCUUCGAAAAGGGACACGUGUCGUGGAGUCGACCCACGCCAAAUCCCGACGACUACUUCAACAUCAUGCUUAUACACCAAAACCGCUUUCGCGGAAAUUUUGGUACACCAUUUACUUAGUGAUAAAUAUAUGAAGUGCGUCAGUGUCGUGUGAGCAGCAAUAGCGAUUCUACAUUACGUACGGUUUUCCUCGAGGCGUUCUUCGCGUCGCCAGUUUUUACAGUUUCUUGAGUAGAGCUGUUCUUCUUAUCCUGUGCACAGAAAUGAAAAUAUGAAAAUGCGGAGGUAACUAAAAGCUCUUCCACACGUAAAGCAAUAACUGACUAUCCAGGUGGUAUGCCGAACAAGCAGUGUGUGAAGGAGGAGUUUCUGCCCGAUUGGCUGAACCUGGUGAUCUGGGGCCACGAGCACGAAUCGAAGUGUGACCCCGCGGAGUCGAAAGCGGGAAAUUACCACAUCAUGCAGCCCGGCUCCUCGGUCGCGACCUCGUACAUUGCCGCGGAGGCCGUGCUAUGAAUUGCAAACUCGUACUAAUCGCAUUCAUGCAUCACAAAUUUCUUUCUCAAGGGGAAUCCGCACUACAAAUUUCACUUUUCAUGCUGAGGAAAUUAUUUGUCAUGCGAUUUAUACUAGAGCGAUAGCGGUAGUUUUGCAAUGCAUACAUGCCCAAAUACAUCUGCUACCUGGAGAUCAUGGGUACGCAGUACAAGAUAUCCUGAGGAAAAACGUACCCACACCAGAGUUGUAAUGCAGAUUUGCAAAGACAGGAACAUUUGUAAUGCGCAUCGCCAGGAGAGGCAUUUUUAGUCGCGUUUUGGAAUUUGUAAUGCUGUAAACAGGAUGAGCAGAUGGAUUUCUGAUGCAGCUGGCCUUGCGCACCUGCACUACACUACGGACUGCAACUUGUGAUGCGUGACCCCCAAAAGUUCUAGGUUUGUGUUGCAAAAUCCCCAUCUUGACUCUGGUGUGGGGACGUUUUUACAUAUGAUACAAGACGACCAAGGUGCCCCUGAAAACCAUCCGCCCCUUCAAAAUCGACGAGGUCUGCCUCAAGGACGUGCGGGCGGAGGACGUGGACCAGAAUUUCGGCCUGCAGAACGUCGGCAAUCCUGCUCGGGCGAAGCGGCAAAAGCUGUCGCGUCUCGCUGGAUUUGAACCGAAUGCGUCUGGUACUAUGGACAACGAAGUAGACGACGACCUGGACUCCUUUCUUGUAUGAGAGUGCACAACUCCCCCGCCUCCCCCUCAUUUGUAUUGCAUGACUGUCCAUACAAGCGUCAGCAAGAACGCGGGUCUCGCGUGACAAAUUUCCACAGGAUUGUGGUGCUAUUUGGGCUGCCACGACUUGUCAUGCAAACAGUGCCAAGAGGCAAAGCCUGGACUUGGGAUUUAGCAUCACAAAUGAGGGGGACGACGGGGAGUUGUGCACUGUCAUACCUCGACCCCAACGACCACAAGCAGAUCUGGGAUUUUCUGACCCAGCACAUUGAGAAGCUCAUCGCGCUGAACGAAGAGGAGCAGCAGCAAAAGGACGAGCAAUUGCGGUCGAAAAAGCUGCCCCUGAUUCGACUCAAAGUCGAUUACACCGACUUCCCCUGCAACAUCAUUGGCAACGCGCGGUUCGGCCAGCAGUUCGUGGGCCGGGUCGCCAAUCCCGACGCGUUAUGCAAUACAAAUUUACCGUACAUGCACAAGAUGCAUCACAAAUUCUACCAAUUUGAAGCGUAAAACUUGUCAUGCUAAACUAGAAUCGAAGCCAAGUUUUGUCAUGCGGAGACCGCAUUUGUACGUGUACGGGAAAUCUACAUUGCAUACGCGUUGCUGCUGUUCACCAAGAAGACGCAACGGCGGGCGGCGAACCAGCGAAUCCCGAUGCUGGAUGAGACCGGCGAGGUACGAACGGACGAGUUCGGUAACGUCAUGUACUUUGACGAAAUGGAGGAACUGCAGUACGAUGAGCAAGGAAACGUCAUCGACAAACCGCUGGAACACACGACCUUUGACGAGGCCGGCGACCGCGUGGACCCCUUCAGUCGCGAGGCCAAGAUGGAGCAACAGCGAACGAUGGGCGAGACGCUCUUCAACCUCAUGCCGAAACAGGACUACGCAAUUCUCCCGGGCACAGACUUUAACCACGCGAUUUUGAACUUUGUGGAAAAAAACGACGCGGGGUCGAUCGAGCGCUUCGUGAAAGCCACGAUCGAAGCGACAAACCAACAGCUUUUCUCCGCUAGUGCAGACCAGGUCAAUUCGGAGGUGGACAAUAUUUUGAUUGCCAUGAAGCAGAAGCGAGAGCAGAUCCGGCAGGAAACCAAAAUCAAGCUCGCGUCCGACGCAACUUUUCAGAAUAUGACUGGAAUGGCCAGUAACUUCAUGGAUGACGACAUUCCCAUGGACGUGUCGGACGACGAUAUUAACGCGGACGUGCGCGGUAUGCAUUGCAUGCAAUGGUAAUAUCGUAAACGAGUAGCGAAAACUGCAUGACCAAGUAAAAGAAGUUUUCGGCAAACAAAAAUAACGGACUCUGUCAUGAUGCGAAAUCAGGUAUACAGAGCAUCUUUCCCAUGCAUGAUCGCAAUUCGAAACAACAAGUAGAAGUCCUCUAUGACGAGUGCGAUGAUAUUACUUUUGCACUGGAUACCCCGCGGCCAACAACUUCAACACCAAGGUCCAGCAGGCAAGGCGAAAGCCAAGGCGAAAUCCCGCGCCAAGGCAAAAGCCGGAAAGGCGAAAAGCCGGGCGAAAGCCGGCAGUGGGGUUUCGUCUUCUGGCAGCGGUAGCGCGCGCCCAAGUCCGAACGACUUGACCAUGGGGAACAAUAACAAUGUCGGGUUUCUGGCCAUGGCGAACCAGCAGCAACAGAUGCUGAACGCGGGCGGAGGUGGGCUGCAGCAACAACCAUUUUUUCAGCAGCAACAGCAGCAGCCGUUUCAACCUCACAUGCAGCAACAACAGCAAUUUCGGCCCAAUAUGCAGCAACAGCAGCAGCACGUCCGACAAAAUCCAAACAUGCAUCAGCAGCAGCAAAACCAAAACAUGAUGCAGCAGCCCAACCCAAACAUGAACAGCUCUGCUCUCCCUAGUUCAUUCAUGCAAAUGAGCGCUGGGGGGCAAGGGCAACCACCGCAGAAGAGACAAAAAAUCGACCCUUCGACGUCUAUGAUGAACUCAAACACCAACAACUCUUCCCAAUUUGCAGCAGGGAGCGGCGCUCAGCGCGUCCCGCAGCAGCAGCAGCAGCAAAUACCUGCGGGCAGUUCUUCCUUCGCCCAAAUGAACCAAAGCCAGUCCCAGUUUGCACCACCAGCUGCGCCACCACAACAGCAGCAAUCGCAAUUUGCCCAAAUGUUCGCGAACACAAGCGCGGCGCCGCGCGCGAAUGCGGGAAACAGGUCGGGAGGGCAACCGGGGUCGACGCAACGAAGGCUGCCGUGGCAAAAGAAAUAGUGGAAGGAGGAUUGUUCAGCUCUACUUUUAUAUAGCAAGCGAAGGACUACAAUUGAUUUUAAACAAAUGAACGACAACAACGACUUGCCAUACGCAAACGCACCCGCAUUGAUAAAUGAACCGAGACAAGGAUCGGAGGUGAAUCGAAAUCCCCGAGAUUCAUUUCUCACCAGAAAAAAUGCAGUGAGU